Molecule: messenger RNA, 705 nt
Organism: Paraphaeosphaeria sporulosa
Lineage: Eukaryota; Fungi; Ascomycota; Dothideomycetes; Pleosporales; Didymosphaeriaceae
Exons: 2
Coding region: 1-705 (234 amino acids)
Source: RefSeq, a predicted model, not a curated record
AUGUCGACCACAACACUGAGCUCCGAUCCGGAUAUGGAGCUCGCCAUCAGAAAGAUGUCCCUUGAAUCUUCCGUCGCCCCGUCCUAUUCGUUCGCGCAAGGCUGGGCCAAGCUUUCGGACGAGUUACGCCUAGCGGUUCUCAUCGCUGUUCUCGCACAAGACUACCCCAUCGAUCAUCCAGAGCACGAAAAGCUGCUAGAAAUACUCUACUUGCCGCUUCUUCUGACCGCAAACGCCGCCAUCGCGACCGAGGCGUUCUCUGCCCACAAUCGCUACCCGGCGCCAAAUCAGAAUACAUGGUUGCGUCGAAUGGAGAUCAAAAUGACGGAUGAGGAAGCCACCCCAGGCUGGUCAUUCCUUGAGAAGCUAUGUGCGGGCGCUCUAGGCUUCGAGCGGCUCCGCGAAGUCGACAUGACGUUGAUUUCGAACCGGAAGAAAGGAGACCCACGGGGUACUAGGUUCACUUCCAUGGUUGACCUUGGACUAUCGCCUUUAGGCCUUACACCGAUCUUUUCCAACAUCGAGAAGCUAUCGAUCACGCGCAAGAUCCUCUUCAAAGAUAAUGUGAAGUGCUCGAUAUGGUUCGGACGUGUUCCAGCUAGCAUUCUCCAGCGUGCGCAACAAUGGGACGAACUUCGUCUGGAGGGAGAGUAUACCGACGAGUUCUGGUUCCCAUGGGCUUCAUCGAUGUUGCAGGGCGACUGA